Molecule: messenger RNA, 267 nt
Organism: Gongylonema pulchrum
Lineage: Eukaryota; Metazoa; Nematoda; Chromadorea; Rhabditida; Gongylonematidae
Source: the annotation of a GenBank genome assembly
GGCGUCGAGGCGAAGCAGCCAAACUCGGCCAUUCGCAAGUGUGUUCGUGUGCAGCUUAUCAAAAAUGGCAAAAAAAUUACCGCAUUUGUGCCGAAUGACGGAUGCUUGAACUUCAUUGAGGAAAACGACGAAGUGCUUGUGGCUGGUUUUGGUCGAAAGGGUCAUGCGGUGGGUGACAUUCCCGGUGUACGUUUCAAAAUUGUCAAAGUUGCGAAUACAUCGCUGAUUGCGUUGUUCAAAGGGAAGAAGGAAAGGCCACGCUCAUGA